AUGGACAGAGAUCUUAAGGUGGACUUAAGGACAGUGAAGAAAAAGAUUAAGACAGAGAUUGGUAGUGUUCUUACGAAUAUGAAUGUUUUGAAGUUGGAUGCAUUGGUGAAGAGCGAUUUGAAGUUGUUGAAGGAUAAGAUUACGAAACUUAGAGAGCAAGUUGAGAGUAGUAAUGUGGACGGCAAAGGUACUGGGAUUGUUGGUAAGCAGUUAAAGGACCUUAAAGAUCAAUAUGAUAUGCUGGAUAAAAUUACUCAUAACGGUGGCACUUCAAUCGUGGAGCAGACGAAGGGACUUGAAGGUAAGUUUAAGACUAUGAUCCAAGGGUCGCUUGACACUAAACUCAAAGAAGUUACCCAGGCGAUUGGGACGCUUGGCGAGAAGUUUGGUGUAAGCGGCGAUCUGAAUAAUUUUGAAAAGAUUUUCGGGCAUAUUAAAAGUAAGGUUGGGGAAAUUAAGGGGAAUGGUCAGAAAGGCAGAAUAAAAGGUAUAGAUGGAAUCGUCGCCAGGUUUAAGGCGUACGUCACGGGUGUUGGGGAAAAUAUGAGGAAAGAAAUGGCUGGUACCGGGACGGUUCAUGGUUGGCUUGACAAGAUUCUGACGUCGGAGACCCCCAAAUUACACGAUGCAUUUAGGGAACAGACUAAGGAAAAGCUUAAGGUUGCCGGCGUUUACAAUCAAGCUAAGACAGACUCCACCUUUACCGGCGCAACCACUGGCAAGCUUGCGGAUGGUUUGAUGUCUCUUAAGAGAUUGAUAGAGAAAUACGCCGACGUGCUUGAUAGAAAAAUUAUAGACGGUGGUAAAAAUGAGUUCGUCACUGGAUUAGUCGGAAUGGUUUAUAGUCACGUUAGCAACUAUGGCUCCCGCCCGGACAGAACGCAUCUCAUCCAUACUGUCGAAGCCGUACUAGCGGCGCUCACCGCCUACGCCAGGCGGGCUGCCGAGGAGAUCAAUUCGCUACUGCUCAGCAUACCCGACAAAGGUAGAGGAAGAAAACCCAGCGACCUAAGCAAGUCGCUGGUAGCGUCGCGAUCCAGCCAUUUCGUCAUACUGAGAUUCGAUCGUUCCCGAGUCGUAUUAGGUGAGACCCUGCGCCAGACGCCUCCGUUGGAGUGCCGCUGCGUCACCGCCAAGGGCAUCGUUCUCUCCACCAUCCAGAUCGAGAAUUACUACUCAAAGUACUGA
Molecule: messenger RNA, 1188 nt
Organism: Babesia ovata
Lineage: Eukaryota; Apicomplexa; Aconoidasida; Piroplasmida; Babesiidae
Product: Extracellular matrix-binding ebh, putative
Exons: 2
Coding region: 1-1188 (395 amino acids)
Source: RefSeq, a predicted model, not a curated record